AUGGCCGGUUCAACGUAUGGCGUGGUCCUGGCGUUCCUAAUAUUCUUCGUCGUUGCUGGGACAAUCUACGGCCUUUUGAAGUUGUACGGCACUCAAACCUACCCACAAAAGAACGUUCCGGCGCAAAGGGAGCAUAUUCCAAGGAGCUUCUACAACGCGGACAACAUUUCGGGGUACAGCGAUAACAUAGUUCCGAACAUACUGCACUUGGUAAGGUACAAUUCGCCCAAAUUGGAGUUUAUUGACGUGGUGACCUUCCGCUCCAUGUAUUUGAACCAUCGGCCCGAGAAGAUAUACGUUCACUGCAGUCCUUGCGGCUUUGAAGGGAACUAUACUCACUUUCUAGAAGGCAUCAACUUCACCUUCAUCCCAACAGUUUACCCCACUGAGAUUUUUGGCAUUCCCAUAAAGGGCCCUUUCGGCUGA
Dermacentor andersoni is the source of this 426-nucleotide messenger RNA. Lineage: Eukaryota; Metazoa; Arthropoda; Arachnida; Ixodida; Ixodidae. The record is from RefSeq and is a predicted model, not a curated record.